AUGCUGUCUUUCAUCCGCGUCCUGAUUGCGGCCACAGCUGCGGUGGGCGUGCUUGCAGCGCCCAUAGACGACCCCGUAGAUAUCCACUUGAGCAGGCGGUCCAACACAGCCAACAGCAAAGGCACCAACAAUGGGUACUAUUAUCAGUUCUGGGACGACGGCGCGAGCGGCUCCACUACCUACACCAACAAGGGCAGUGGCGAGUAUUCUGUACAAUGGUCCAACCCGAACGAUUUCACUGCUGGUAAGGGCUGGCAGCAAGCACAGCCUCGCAACAUCACCUUUACCGGCACCAUGAAUGUUCAAGGUAACUUUUACUUGGCUGUCUACACCUGGUCGGGUCAGGGAGAGAACUAUAUCCUUGAGAACUAUGGCACCUACAAUCCCUGCGUCAAGGGCAAGACAGUCGCUACCAUUAACAGUGACGGUAGCGACUACCAGGUCUGCCUUGUCGAUCGAGGUAACAACUAUCUCCAGAACUGGUCAAUUCGCAAGAACAAGAGGACCAGCGGCACCGUCACGACAGCUAACCACUACAAUGCCUAUGCUGCUCAUGGCUUGAAUCACAACCCGCUGAGUGCUGCUCAAUACCAGAUUGUGUCCACUGAGGGUUUCUACGACGUUGACAACAACAUCCGCACAUGA
This is a messenger RNA of Recurvomyces mirabilis, 645 nucleotides long. RefSeq lists its product as uncharacterized. The record is from RefSeq and is a predicted model, not a curated record. Gene Ontology annotation, molecular function: hydrolase activity, hydrolyzing O-glycosyl compounds. NCBI's taxonomy places the organism in Eukaryota, Fungi, Ascomycota, Dothideomycetes, Mycosphaerellales, Teratosphaeriaceae. Gene Ontology annotation, biological process: xylan catabolic process. Bases 1 to 645 code for a protein of 214 amino acids. The transcript has 4 exons.